AUGGCUGCCUCAGAAGUGCAUGACCUGGUUGUUGUUGGCUCUGGUGGUGUCGGCAAGUCGUGUUUGACCGUUCGGUUUCUGAAAGACGAGUUUUCAAAUGACUAUGAUCCCACAAUUGAGGAAAACUAUCGGAAGAACAUCGACGUCGACAAACAGCCCUGCAUCGUGAACAUCAUUGAUACAGCCGGGCAGCAUGAGUACACAUCGUUACGCGACCAGCAUCUGGCUUCAGGAAAGGGCUUCCUGCUCGUAUUUGCGCUGGACGACCCCAUUUCCUUGGAUGAAGUUAAGGUGCUGAGAGAAAAGAUCAUCAAGCUGAAGGAUACCAAGCGUGUGCCGCUGGUCGUCUGCGGGAACAAAUGCGAUCUACCCCCCGACCAGGUCACAGUCGAUCGUGCCGUAGCCACCGAGUUCUGCUCGCAAAACAAAAUACCCUAUCUGGAGACAUCGGCAAAGGACUCUAUCAAUGUAACAGAGUCGUUCCACAACCUGGUGCGAGAAUGCCGCAAGUUUGCUGCAAAAACAACCGGCGGCGGUGCAUCAGGCGGGACAAAGGCCAAGGGCGAUGUCAAGAAAGAAAAGAAAAAGGGGUGCACCAUGUUGUGA
Molecule: messenger RNA, 606 nt
Organism: Polychytrium aggregatum
Lineage: Eukaryota; Fungi; Chytridiomycota; Chytridiomycetes; Polychytriales
Product: small GTPase superfamily
Exons: 6
Coding region: 1-606 (201 amino acids)
Biological process (GO): Ras protein signal transduction
Cellular component (GO): plasma membrane
Molecular function (GO): GTPase activity; GDP binding; GTP binding
Source: RefSeq, a predicted model, not a curated record